AUGUGCGAUGAGUUCCAAGGGAUCCUCAAGGCUGUCAUUGCUCCAAAAAGAGACGAGUCAAAUGCUGCUUACGGCCGUUCAGAGAUCAACGUUCCACAGGCUGUGGACUUCUGCAUGCGGAAGGCAGCCCAAAAUGCAAGUGGUGAGCUUUCCUUCGAUGAGUUCAGCUCCUUCCUGCGAGUGCUGCGCAAGGCUGGCGCUAGCAGCCGUAAGGCAGAUCUCGUCUUUGCGCUCUUUGACCUGGACCAAAGUGGAUUCCUGGACAAAGACGAGUUCUUGGAGGUCUAUCGCUACUUCUUAGGGCACCGGCCAACAGCAGAAAAGUUUGAGGAAGAAUGGGCAAGUUUGGAUAUGAAGGUGGAAGGAUAUGUCAGUCAGAAACGUUACAAUCAGUGGCUGCGUGCGAGUUCGAACCCGGUUUUCAAGCAGUACGCAUCGUCUCACGAUGAUGACGUUUAUGGCAGAGUACCAAAGCUGUCCAAGAAGGAUGCUGAUGGGCUUCUUCGGCUAACGCAGCACAAGAGGAGCCAGUGGCGACCCCUUUGGAAUGACCGCUGGAACUGCCAAGACAACUCCUUGCUAAACAAGGUGCUCAUGCCGCGGCACAAGCAUAUGUUUUCGCGAGUCCAGUCAGAAACUGAGCUUCGAAGGUUUUAUGCCCGACAUCCUCGCUGGGACGCUCACUACCAGAAGCUGGAUACUCCCGAGCCAGUGAGGCCGCAGACGAUGUUGACGGCAGAUAUUGCGCCAUUGAUACCAGAGCGGCACGCUCCGAGUGGCAGGAUGAGGAAUCCGCAGACGGGUCGGCACGAACACUGGAACGACUACUGGCAGACGCCGAAGAGUGCCUCCCUGAUACAGAAGUACACACCUGGGUCCAUACACCUGCGCUGUCCUGGCCGGCCCCCGGAUCACCUAAUCCAGGGCCGGGAAGAUGACGAGGACGAAUUGACGUGA
Molecule: messenger RNA, 957 nt
Organism: Symbiodinium pilosum
Lineage: Eukaryota; Dinophyceae; Suessiales; Symbiodiniaceae
Source: the annotation of a GenBank genome assembly